AUGGGCUAUAUAGCCAUCUGUUCACUUAUUCGUCCGGGGGAAGCCAUUGUCAUUGGUGCAGUAGGUGCUCUCCUAGCCUGCCCUGGAUGUGCUCUUCUCGAGCAGCUCCGAAUUGAUGACCCUGUCGGUUGCGUGCCCACGCACGGUAUGGCGGGAAUUUGGGGCCUAUUGUCCGUCGCCUUCUUUGCCGAGAAAGACAUACUCGAAAAUAGGUUCUCUCAUGAAUUUGGAAUCCUCAAGGGCGGUCCUUGGUCCUUCUUGGGGGUCCAACUGCUAACGGUGGUUGCUAUUGGCGGCUGGGCUGCGCUUGCAACAUUUCUAGAGCUGCUAUUGGUCAAGCAGCUUCUAGGACUUCGCAUGAGCGUGGAGGAUGAGUUAAAGGGUGCUGACAAAGUGGAGCAUGGAAUUGACGAACGCGAUCCGCAAUCGACUCGAGACAGUUGUGGCGUCAGUGGGAAAGAAAAUGGGCGCGAGGAUGCAUUGAAAACAGCAGAUGUAAAUGGGAUUAGUUCGGAAGCUUCUGAAAUUGACGGAACUUUAGGGCUAUACGAAAGUAGGGUGUGA
Orbicella faveolata is the source of this 564-nucleotide messenger RNA. Its product is annotated as putative ammonium transporter 3. Gene Ontology annotation, molecular function: ammonium channel activity. Lineage: Eukaryota; Metazoa; Cnidaria; Anthozoa; Scleractinia; Merulinidae. Gene Ontology annotation, biological process: ammonium transmembrane transport; ammonium homeostasis. Gene Ontology annotation, cellular component: plasma membrane. The record is from RefSeq and is a predicted model, not a curated record.